CACAUAUUUUUUCUCAAAAUCUAACUUCUGGAUUGAACUUGUCAUUACUUCAGAACCUGUACAAGAUUCAACAUAAUGUCAGAGAAAGAUUAUUAUGGAAACAAAGUUUAACAGUUAAUAAAUCCAUUAACUGAAAUUUGGCUACAACCUAGGAUUCUGUAGAUCGAAAACAACAGAUUUUGGAAGUGGUAGUUCUUGAGGACAUAAAUAUCCUGUAUUCCGUUACUGAAAUAACUUGAUGUAUUUGUUUUCUGCGAAGUAGAGGUGCCUACAGUUGGUUACGUAAUGAAAUAAAUUGUUUCCCGUGUAAACAAAAACAGAAAGGCAUAAUAUUAUUAGAACAUUUUAUGCAAAUUAAUUCAAUUUUUGAUUUGGGAUUUAUUUUAAAAGAUUACAGUUUUAUGGAACUUAAACACAAAAAGUAAAAUUUUCAAGACAUUUGUUUUUAUAAAUACACAUACCUUUAAAAUUAGUAACAGAGUUUCAUAGGAGUAUAUUUGAUUUAGUAGAUAUAAAACCGUGAGAAUGUAGCUGAAGCAUUCAAAGAGUAAUAACAGAAAUUCAAGUAUAAGUUUUAUUGAGCGUAAUUAAGAACUAAUUCUUAGAGUAAUUUGGAUAACGCUAGUAUCUGAAAAUAGGUAUAUACAAUGUUUUUAAUUUAAAGUACUGUUCCAUAAUAAAUUAUUCUAAACCAUUUACCGAAAUAGUUUUAAUCUUAAUGAUGAAAGGCGGAGUUAAAUGGACAUACUUUUGCUCAUUUUCAUGGUUUUGAAAAGUUUGAAAACGUGUUUUGUAUUUGAAAAGGACUCAUGAGCGUCAGACGACAGAGUGUAUUCGAUACAAUUUAUCAUUUUUUUAAAGAAUAAUAAUGCGUAAUUUAUCCUUUGUUGCAUUGUAGUGAAAUACAUUACAUAUGGGCUCAUUGGAUUAGUCAGAAUUUUGGGUCGAGACUUCAAUUUCUAGACUACCAUUGAGCGAUGUUAAAGUUACCUGGAAAAAAUUCACCUACUUACUAGGGUCAAAGAGGAUUGUAAAUUAAUAUGAGGAAUUAGCAUUUUCAUCAUGAAUUGAGAUCAAUGUAAUACCAAAAUGAUAUUUAGCCAUCCGAUUGAAUAAAUUCUACUCCGAAAUCCCAGACUUACUAUCUUAAAAUUCAUUAAUUCGUCCAUAACUUAUAGUUCCUCCACUUGUUUUAAGGAAAAUCUCGAAUUAUUGGUUUAUUUCAUGCACAUCUAUUGAACAUUCUGAAACAUUUGGUUACCUUAAAUUAUACGGUCAACCAUCUCUAAACGGUUUCCUGUAAUAUGCAUUUAUAAAUGAAAUAAAUAUCAGAGGACGUAAAACUAAACUAGGCACUUAUAAAACCACUAUAUCAGCUUCCAUAAAUCAAAGUGAGUACAUAAAUUAUUCAAAAAUAAUUCUUAGAUUAUAAUGACUUUAGAAUAAAGAUCUUGCUGAACACGAGAACUGGGACAGAUGUGAAUACUGAUUACGUUUUUAUUUAAAUGGAAUUUUAAUUUCAUGUUCAUAGUAUCCUUUAUCAGCUGUUUUUAACAGCUAUUUUGUUUGAAAGACUAUCCGAUUAGAAAUUCAUCAGUACAUAUUAACAUAAGAGCAUAUCAAUCACCAAAGCAUUCUAGAUUAACCUACAAACUAGUUUUAUAUUCCAAAUGCCGUUAUACUGAUCAUUUAAAUCACAUAACCAGUUUUAAUAAGUAUGUAUGACCUUAACUAAAACGAGCAAUCCAAUUUACAGAAUGAAACCACUUAUUUUAUACGCCUUCUGUGAUUAUUGAUGACAAAUUACUGGUUUACAGAUAAUCUAGCAAUGAAAUCAUUCCGCUCGGAACACCAACCUAGUGUAUCGGGCCAUUAGGAAGGCCCAAGGACCGAUGCGUGUUAAUUCGUAGCUAUAAUUAACGGAUAGGACUACAUAGAUAUUAUUCUCGUAGCGAUUGGCCAAUUUGUAGAAUAUAAAGUUUUAGACCUAUUAGGUUAAGCCAAUCAGAUGUUAGUUACAUUGUCUGAGCCUUCAGACAAUUUAGAUCUAUCUGCCAACACAGGUAAAGCAGUUCAAGGUCACUAACGCUUGAUUGGUCAAUUCACGGAGCCAAUUGAGUGAUUGACCAUAGUCCAAUGAAUCAAGGUUCAGUUUUCGCUCUCAGUGAUCAUAGAGGUUGACUAUCUGGUUGAUCUGUUUUUGAUUCGUGACUUGAUGAUUGUAAGGAAUUACCGGGUGAAUUAGUGUUUGAAUUUUCAAGACCACUUUGACCUUUAUCUUGGUGGAACAAACUGUAUCUCGCAUUAUUUUGACAAUUUAUCAUGCUUUCACCUUUCUGUGUAUGAAACCUAUUAAAACUUGUACAGAAAAAUGCCGAAUCCCCGGGAAUUCGUUGGAGCUAGUUCAGGUUCUAGGAGAGGACGUCGUUCAUAUCCAAAGGUUGAAACUUUGAAUAAAGGGUUAAACUGUGAACCUAUAAUAUUUCAUCGUGAAUAUACUAAACGAAUUUUACCUCAGUCUUCAAGAGGUAAACCUAGAGGCAAAGCUGGUCGCCCUCGGAAAUAUAAAGUGGAGGUUUCAAAAAAUUACCAGGAUUCUCCACCUAUUUCUGAAACGUUGGAUUCAUUUGCUCGUUCUCCUAGUCUUUCAUCAGAUAAAACACCAUGUAAACGUCAACGCAGAUUGUCAAAAGAUGAUCCUAAUUCUAUUCCUCGUCUUACUAGUCAGAAGUCUGAUCGAUCGAGUAUCAAGAUCAAGUCAGAUGAAGCUGUCUACAAACUGUCAGUGUCUCAGUCUUCUGAACGAUCAAGUGAUGAUCAGUCUGUUAAAGUUAAAAAUUUUACAUGUCAUGAGUGUGGAAUGCAGUUUAAAACUAAAGGAAGAUUUGACAAACACAUACCUUGUCGCGUACAUGGAAAUUCUGAGUAUUUUCAGAAACCCCAUUUAAAGAGAGGCAGAAAAUCAUUGAAUUCAAAAUCAUUGAACAACAUUAAGCUUCCCUCUUGCUCAAUUCAGCGUAAAAAUAGUGACAGCGUGGAUCAAACCUCAUUACUUGUUCGUAUAAUUGGUAAACCUCUAAAACCAGACAAUUUCAUCACAUAUUUGAAUGACGAGUCAAACGAAGCAAAUGAUGUUAAUUUCUCACCUCGUAAACCAUCUAUUACGGGAAUUCUAAAAUUCCAUCUUUCGCCCAAUCAAACUAUUGAAUUUUUGGUUUGUGCAAAUAAAUUGGCUGUGAAACAGUGUAUUUCAGCAUUGGAUACCAAUUCACUGAUUGGUGAUGAUAGCACAGUAUUUGAUGGGAUGAAUAAUUGUAAUACAAAAGGAUAUUUAACAGAAUUAAACACUUCUUCAUCGUUACCACUCACUUCAUCAUCAUCUUAUCUGUCUACAGACUCUAUAUUAAUGCCAUCCUCCUCAUUAUCUUCAGUGAAUUCCGGUAAAGGGAAUCAAGAAGCUUACACAAAUUUAACAACUGUUUAUCAAAAAGAUUAUAUUUUUAACACACAUGAUAUAAAUAUGACAUCUAAUUCAUUAGAAUAUCAUGAUCGUAGUCAAGAUGAAUUACAGGCUGCACGAACCAUUCUAUCAUUAGCUCGUGGAAGUACUGAUGAUAUGGUUUUGAAUAUGGGACAAAUUAUGAUGGAAUUAGAUAAUGCACCAAAAGUGAAUAAUUCAUGUGAAAAGAGAGAUACACCAUAUAAUACUGAUAUUAACAACACUAUAACGGAGUUGAAAACUCAAGGUGAUGAAAUCGCUGAACACCAUUCUCGUUGGAUGUCUAAACAAGAGAAUGAAACAAGUGAUAAGUCAGUGUCUAGUGUAUCAUCCACUGAACAUUCAGUUGGACCAAUCAGUAACUUAAAUGCAUUCUCAAAUACCGUAGUGGAAGAUAAGAUUUCGAAUGAUUUGAAUAAAUGUGUCUCAGGUGAUAACAUAACCAUUACAACCAUUACCACCACCAACAAUAAUGUACCUCUUAGUCGCCCUACAGAUCAUUUAAUUGCUAUCCAACCUUCAAAGUUAUCAACUCAUUGUACCACAGAUGUUUGGAAUCCAAUCUCUACUUCACAGAAUAGUAGUAUUAAUAACAACAGUAAUAAUAAUACUAAUAAUAUUGUGGUACAGAGAAAAAUUCGUCCACCUCCUAAAAAAAGGCUUUCAACAAAUUAUACUCGGUCAAACUCGUCUCGUUCAUUUACAGACAAUACGAACUCGACUCCAAAACUUCAGGACAAUAUUAAUCAAACGAAGACUUCAUCUUCGAUCAACUGUGAACAAUUAACUGUUUCACAAUCUACCAAACAAGUUAUCAAUAUAUCAUCGAGUUACUCGUCUAUUUCAACGGAACAAAUUGAGACGCAACUACCUAGUUUCCCUUCUACUUCAGGAAUCGGAUUACUUCCUACUCCUAUACAAUUUACUAAUGUUGUUUAUGGUAAUCCGAAUUUUAUUUCAUCACAAAAUACACCAUUAACUUCUUAUGUAUCUAACAUAGAUCCUAUUUCACAUCAAUCCAAUCCAAUGAAUGGAUUUACAAUGGUUUUUCCUUCACCUAGACCUAUUACACCUACACCAUCGACACUAAAUGGAUCUCAACCAUCUCCAAGUUUUUUCAUAUUACCUCAGUUAAUGGUUUUGCCUAGAUUUAUUGGUUCUUAUAUACCAAUGAUAACUGCACCAGAACCAUAUCCAUCUACAAUAAAUCCUAUUCAAAGUACGAAUUUGGCUGAAACACGAUCAUCUACAUUUAUGACAAGUUCACUUGUAACACCUAUACCUACAGCUCAACCUGAAUUUUCAACAAAUCAUCCACCAGUUAAAACAAUCAUUCUUCAACCUCCUACAUCAACUAGUGUAUUUGGUGCUGAUAUAAACACUACAGUUUCUCAAUUAUCAGACGAUCAUCAAUCAAAGCCUGUUAAUAAUAAUACAUAUGAGGAUGUGAAGGAGACUAAUGGAUCCGACUCUAAUUUAAUAUUAUCACAUCAAUCAGAUACAUCAGUAAAUUCAGGAAAAGAUAAAUUAUUGCUACCACCAACAGUGAUUUCCACUCCAAAUAGUCCAAGUUGUUCUAAAAAAUAUGAUAGUGCUAAAUGCGUAUGGAGCAGCGGGGGGUUUAACACGACUAAACCAAUUCCAAUAAGACCUGUACCCGAAGUUUCUAGAAUCAAAUCAAACAAUGCAUUAUCAACUGUACAAAAUAAAUCAUUACAAGACCAAUUUCAUACUGGAGCGGGACAAAACGCUUCGGAUCAAAAAAUGUUACCACUACUAGUUUCCAGUAAUGAUUUAACAAAUAAUUUCACUAAAUUAAAUCCUACUGUAACUACAUGUCUUGUCACCAGUACAUCUGCCAACAAUAUUAUUAUUCCUGCCAUUAAUUACAGUCAUUCUUCCUCUUCUUCUUCUGCUUUCACUUCAUCCUUAUCUGGUAAUUUUAUUUCACCGAGCAAAAGUGUCGGUGUUGAAAUUUCAGUUGAUAGCAAACAAUCUCAUCAACAAGUUCAACACAACAAACUUGUUACAAUUUUACCAGCCAAUCAGCCCGACAGGAUCAAAUGUCAAUACCGACCAAUUCAUCAUAAAAGACGAAUAAAUUUUACAAAGCUCAACAAUCAUAAAAAAUAUUUAUCGAAUUCACUUAAUUCACAAUGGUCUAACACUUCUAUACGUGGGAGAUAUCGUUGUCAAGAUAAUUCAUUGCAUACUACUAAAUCCUAUCAUCAUUUGAAAAAACAUUGGCAUACACAUUCUAAUAUUCGACCGUUUGUUUGUCAUAAUUGUGAUAUUUCUUUCAAAACACGCGGUAAUCUAAGCAAACAUAUGAAAUCUCGUUGUCAUCAUGACAGGUUUUUACGAGACUCAGGAUUCACCCAAGUUCCUUUAACGAGUAAUAGUUCUGUUACUCCUGUAGUUAAUCGAGAUUUCGAUCAUCAUUCUAGAGAAGUGCCUCGUGACUCAGAGAUUAAUAAUAAUAACGGUAUAUUUGAAGACCGUCAGAAUUAUCGUAAAUCAUCAAAUAUCUCGUCGGCAUCAUCAUCGUCAUUGUCCUCAUCGUGUAAAAGAAGAAACUUUUCAGGAGCAAUCAACAAUCGUUCAUUCCCUUUUGGUAGCAAAAGGAACCAAGUCAAAUCUUCAUUGUGUACUAAUUUUCAUGGAAUUACUUCUAAAUCAUUGUCAUCAACAUCAGCAACAACAACACCGACAUCAAUAUCAUCAUCAUCAUUACCAGGAAUUAUGUCGUCUAAAGCUUCAACUUUACAGUCGAAUAUCACAUGCUCAAAUGUAGUGGAUUCAUCUAAUCGUAUUCCAGCUCCUAAUGUUAAUGCAGUUAAUUUAUCACAGGAUUUACCAAUGAAUUUAAGUGCUAAACCACAAGAACCAAUUGCUCUAAUAAAAUAUAUUGUUGAACCAUCAGUUUAUACUAAAAUGAAUGGAAUUCAGUCGAAUAAUCUUAAUCAUUCAGAAAAUAUAUGUGAUAAACACGUUUCAAAUAAUUGUUUGUCAUCAGCUGAAGUAAUUGUUCAAACAGCUGUUGAAGCGGCUCGUAAUCUUGCUACAGAUAAACCAACUUUAAAACAGACAGAUAAAUUUAGUCAUUCUACACCAGAUUCAAAAAAUUCUGAAAGAAUACCCACUCCAGGAAAUUUAUCUGAUCAUGUAAAACCAAUUGAUGCUCAAGUGAUAAAUUUCAAUACAUCAGAUUUAGAAGAGCAAUAUUACUCUAAAGGAUUAUCCACUUCAACUCCAUGUUAUCAAGAAAAUGGUCGAAAUGAUAAAUCAUGUUCGCUUCCUUCUAGUAGCAGUAGUUGUACAACUUGUACAGAAGAUUCUUCUACAUCAGAAAAAUUAAAUAAGGAUAUGAAACAGAACAAUGUAAAAUCAUUACAUACUUCAAAUAAACCAGAAUCUGAUGCACGACAAAGUCAUGGAGUUAAAUCUCACGCCUAUUUAAGGGAUCCACGCCCUUAUAAAUGUAAUAUGUGUCAUGUAGGUUUUCGUGUUAGUGGGCAUUUAUGUAAACAUUAUCGGUCUAAAUCACAUAUGUCAAAUAUUUUACAAAUGGCUCAAUUAUCAAAUAGUACAAUUGAACGUAUUUUACAAAGUCAUAUGGGCAAUCUUCAACUUAUUAAUCCAGAUACUGGUGAACUGAGUAUGCGAAUAUUAGAAAAAAUAAUUCCACCUUGUGAAUUUCCAGCAAUAACAACCGUUAAUUCAGGAACAAAUGGACAUAACUAA
This is a messenger RNA of Schistosoma haematobium, 7243 nucleotides long. It is a transcript of the gene HIVEP3, whose product is annotated as HIV type I enhancer binding protein 3. NCBI's taxonomy places the organism in Eukaryota, Metazoa, Platyhelminthes, Trematoda, Strigeidida, Schistosomatidae. Gene Ontology annotation, cellular component: nucleus. Gene Ontology annotation, biological process: regulation of transcription by RNA polymerase II. The transcript has 14 exons. Gene Ontology annotation, molecular function: DNA-binding transcription factor activity, RNA polymerase II-specific; RNA polymerase II cis-regulatory region sequence-specific DNA binding. The coding region runs from base 2372 to 7243 and encodes 1623 amino acids. The record is from RefSeq and is a predicted model, not a curated record.